UAAAUUCUUUUAAUUCCAGAGGACGCGGAAGAAAGAAGAUUAAUUUCUUUGUCGUCUGUCAUCGUCUGGCCAUUUUAUCUGAAAAUAGUCAUCACGUGACGCUAUGUGCAGGGGACGUUACUCUCGAAUGUUUACUUCAGCGGAAAGACCUGGCACAUGGUGCGUACCGCGGAGAUCCAUAGCAGACGUGGACCUUACUUCGUUUCAAAGAAAUUACAAAUUUGACUCAUGGAAUCCCCGUUUUUACAUCACGCAUCUUUUUGUGGAAAUGGUAGAGGAGGAAUGAACAUAAACAACAACAACAGGGGAAACUUUGAUCCGAGAGGACGGCGCGGGUUCGGACCUCCUCGGGGCGCCAACAAUUUUGUUCAGCCUCCGAUGGUACCGCACUUCCACCAGCAGUGGUCAGGUACAGACAUGAGACCACAGAGGCCGCACCAAGGGUUCGGUCCAGGUCCAGAUGGUCCAGGAAGUUAUGGUAACCAGGGUGGAAGGCCGCAACCCAACAUGAUUUGGAGCGACCCAAGUUUAUUCCAGCCCCGUCCUUUCGGUCGUGGUAGUUACCAAGGUGGACCUCCACGUAUGCCGGUAUCUUAUGGUGGAGAAACCCCCAAGGGGUCGGGAUCUGAUGGAUGUGGUUACGGCAGAGGAGGAUUUGUAAGAGGAAGAGGACGAGGAAACAGACAUCAUUCGCAGCAAGACAAAAGCGGGGGCAUGCAGAACCGUCAACAAAACAACUUUCAGUCUCAGAAGAAGAAAGCGGAUAAGCGAGACCUUCCAGAGAACAAUAAGUUUCACUGUGAAGUAUGUGACAGGGGCUUCAAGAACGAAGUGGAAUAUGAUAAUCAUAAUGCUCAGCAUCAGCAGUGCUCAGUAAAAGGCUGUCGCUAUGUUGCUGUCCCCAAGCUGCUACAACUUCACUAUCAAACACAACACAGAACAGGGGUUGCCAAAGAAAUCUGGUCAAUAGAAUCACCAGAAGAGAUAGAAAAAUGGAAACAAGAGAGAAGGAAAAAUUUCCCUACCAAAGAGAACAUCUUGAAGAAAAGGCAGUUGGAAUCAGAGAAGAGAGAGAGGGGUGAAGUGGUGGAGACAAAACAGUUUGGGAAAUUUCGAAACCAAGGCAACAGAAGAGGGAGAGGUCAUCAGAGGAACAGGGGUCAUCAAGAUAGACGUGGUUUCCCACACCAAGCUGGCUUCAGGGAUCGAACUGCAGAUGUAGCCUUAGGCAAACCAGAUGAUGUGGCAGGUGUUAGCCACAAGACACAUCUCUCUCCAGAGGAGAAGGCAAGGGUGGCCAGUGAAACAACCUCCUCACCACAGUCCAAGAAACGACAGGUCAGUAGUGUGACAGAUGCAGCAGAUGAGCUAGUAGGCGUGGGCAGUGAUCCUCUCUCUCUUCUUAUUGAUGGUAAGUCAGACAAUGAAACUGAUGACAGCGAUGUGCCUGUUGAAACAAGUGUGAGACCAGACCAGAUGGGGAAGAGUGGUCUGGCAAAUCUCAUGUCUUCAUACCAGUCGGAUGAUGAAGAAAACUCUAAGAAUGCUGCUGAUGUAGCAGCAGCAGCUGGCAAAGGAGCAGAACAGGUGGUUAACACAAAAGAAGAACUAACUGAGAUUACAGAGGUAGCAACUCCUAGCACCAAGCCUGCCACCACAAGACAGACAUGUAAGAGAUCUCAUUCAGCAGCAUCAUUGAACAAGGGCAAACAACUGAACAAGAAGAAAAAGACUUUUCAUAAAGCAACUUUGCUUGAAAAGCUACUGAAAAAUGACAUCCGCCAUGAGAGAAAUGUAAUCCUACAGUGUGUCUACUUUAUUGUCAAGAAUAGAUUCCUGGAUGUAUGUAAUGGAAAUUGAUAUUAACCUUAUACUUCUGUGACCUCACUGCACUAGGUAUGGUUAUAAUGCAUGUGUAAGAGAGAGAGAGAAAGAGAAAAUACAAUUCCUUUUCAGAAACUUUACCACUUUAUGAAUUUUGCUCAAAAUGCACUAUAGAGCAAAUUGCUUGACUGAUGAAUUGUGGUUUUAAAAAAUAAAUGUCAUACACUUUCUGCCAUUUGCAUUCAUUUUUUUUUUUCAAAAGGUGACAUCAAAAGUCAGCUAAAAUGCAUAGAAAAUGUCUAGAUUACUGUUAGGCCUUUGCCAUCCAGCUCAUGGAAUAACAUAUAAUUGACCUCUGGAAUUCUGUCAGUUUACAGAUAAUGUUAAAUGAAGAUGGGUAGCAUUCAAUUUUUUCUUCAAAUAUCAGCUUUUCUUCCGGCAAUUCAAUCAGCAAAAAGAAAACAAAACAAAAAUAAAAAUCAGAAAGAAUGCUUUAUGUAACCUACAUCCAUUUAUUUUUAACUUUGUACUUUUGUCUUCAUCAUACGUUAAAUUUCACACAAAAAAAAAAGCUUUUAAAUGUAGCUUAUAUUUCACACCAAGGGUUAAUGCAAACAUAAUGCUCUCAAAAACAAUACAUUCGCUCCUGCUAUAAACUGUUUAAUGGUGGUUCAUAAAGAAUGUAUAUUUAUAAAACCAAAUUAAAGGCAGCAAUGUAAGUGAAUAUAAGGGGGGCUUUGUGCAUGCUCACAAUAUCAACUUGUGCACUUGUGUCCUAAUACCUUUAAAAGGAACAUAUUACUUGGGAUUUAUGGACUUUUUGAUGAUGAUAAAUUACUACAGGAUAUUGCACGCAGUCAUUGUUGUUCAUGGUGUAACUUCAGCUGCCAGAAAAAAAAUGACAGUAGAAAGAUGUUCGGUCAAAACUGAUUAAGUUUCGAGUUAAGCAAAUGACAAAACACUCCACAAAAC
Pomacea canaliculata is the source of this 2796-nucleotide messenger RNA. Its product is annotated as nuclear fragile X mental retardation-interacting protein 1-like. Gene Ontology annotation, molecular function: RNA binding. The record is from RefSeq and is a predicted model, not a curated record. Gene Ontology annotation, cellular component: nucleus. Lineage: Eukaryota; Metazoa; Mollusca; Gastropoda; Architaenioglossa; Ampullariidae. The transcript has 10 exons. Gene Ontology annotation, biological process: box C/D snoRNP assembly. The coding region runs from base 229 to 1860 and encodes 543 amino acids.